CCACUCUAAAUGAUCACCAGCUGCAUGGUUCCUCACCAAAGAAACAUUCUGAUGUGAUAAUCAACUCCACCAAAUAACUGAACAUGGAUCUAUAUAUCCAAUUACUCCUCGGUGUAUGCAGCCUAUUUAUUUCCUUCAUCUCGUGUGCACCGGGCAAUGGAUCACAAGAGUUCAGAAGAUUGGUCCGAUCGGUGGACAGGCCGUCACCCAUCGACUGUAGUCUGGGGCGGUGGAGCCCCUGGAGCCCCUGUAGCGCCUGCGCGGGGGAGACGUGGCGGUUCCGCAUCCUGGACAAAGCGUCUCAGUUCGGCGGCGCCCCGUGCCACGCUGCCGGCCAGCUGUGGGACAGGCGGGCGUGUCCCCCGCAGACCCUGCCCUGCAUGGUGGCCGACGUCUGUGGAGAGAGCUUCACCUGUGACGAGACAGAUCGCUGCAUCUCUCAGGACCUCCUGUGUAAUGGCGAGAACGACUGCGGGGAUGGGUCAGACGAGGACACCUGUGAGGUGGUCACCCUCCGGCAGGGCAAGUGCCCCACGCUGUGGGACAUCCCUGGGGCGGAGCGGGCCACACGGGGAUACAAUAUAUUGACAGGGGAAUUCAUGCUUCCUGUCCUCGACCAUCAAUACUUUGGAGGCCGGUGCGAAUACGUCUAUAACGGCGAAUGGAGGAAAUUCACCUACGACGCAAUGUGUGAGAACCUCAGUUACAACGAUGAAUUAAAGAACUUCAGAAAACCAUACAACUACCACACCUAUCGCUUUAUGGCCAAGGCGAGGGCGGAGGGUUCUUCCGAAUACUAUAGCAAUGCCGUGAGCCUAUUGAACGCCAGGAAAACGCACCAAUCCUCGAACUUCGGCUUCACGGUCGGAGUCUGCUAUGUGAAGGCCGGGCUGCAAAUGAGCGACGAGUCUGAGUUCCUUAGCAACGUAACCAAACACAAGAGCGAGAAUCUGGGCUUUGUUAGGAUUUGGUCUCAGGUGGAAACGGCCCAGUUCAAGAUGCGCAGUAAUGGGCUGAUGCUGGAUGAAGAAAUGCACCGGUCCCUCAAGGACCUCCCAGAGGAGUACGACGUCACCACGUACUUCCUGUUCCUCAACAACUAUGGCACCCACUACGUCACCGAGGGUACCUUGGGAGGCACCAUGGAGUACAUUGUGGUGGUCAACAAAACGGCCAUCGGCCACUCUAGCAUAGAAGGUAAAAAAUUGGCCAGCCGCUUUGGCGGUUCCUUUGGCGUGGAUAUCCCGGUGGCUGAGGGAGUGUCGGUUGGUUUGAAGAUUGGCGGAGAGGUCGGCAGUGCAUCAGCAAACCCGCGACAAGUUAAGGGUGCAGCCUCGAGUGAGAUCAACGACAUCAUUGCACGGGUAAAAGGCGGUGUCCCUGAAACAAAGGCCGACCUGCUGAAGAUCAACGACCCAGAGAUUUUCAGGAAAUGGGGGGCAAGUCUCCAGUACAGUCCGGCACUCAUCGAGUAUGAGACCAUGCCCAUCUACGAGCUGGUCCGCCUCAGCACGGCUGCCCACUACUUGGGCAAGAAGGUGGUGCACCUGCGGCGGGCCUGGGACGAGUACCAGCUCCAUUUCAGCGCCUGCCGCUGUGCCCCCUGUCGACACAACGGGGUCCCCGCCCUGCAGGGAACCUCCUGCAGCUGCAUCUGCCGGGAGGGCUACCGGGGGGUCGCCUGUGAGGUGACGGAGAGGGCCGACAGGAGAACAGACGGCCAAUGGUCCUGCUGGGGGGUCUGGUCUGGGUGCCAGGCGGGGAGAAAGACCCGAACAAGGAGCUGUGAUAAUCCAGCCCCAGAUGGGGGCGGAGCCAACUGCUUGGGCUCCGCCUCUCAGAGCCAGCGGUGUUGACAUGUUGACUCUGUUGAAUGUUUCUCUUUAAGGUGCAAUGGAAUACAGGUGAUGGGGCAAUAUUAAACUGGUGCCAACUGCA
Molecule: messenger RNA, 1938 nt
Organism: Gadus morhua (Atlantic cod)
Lineage: Eukaryota; Metazoa; Chordata; Actinopteri; Gadiformes; Gadidae
Gene: c8a
Product: complement component 8, alpha polypeptide
Exons: 11
Coding region: 84-1856 (590 amino acids)
Biological process (GO): complement activation
Cellular component (GO): membrane attack complex
Molecular function (GO): protein binding
Source: RefSeq, a predicted model, not a curated record